Dicentrarchus labrax (European seabass) is the source of this 2628-nucleotide messenger RNA. It is a transcript of the gene syk, whose product is annotated as spleen tyrosine kinase. Gene Ontology annotation, biological process: cell surface receptor protein tyrosine kinase signaling pathway; intracellular signal transduction; adaptive immune response. NCBI's taxonomy places the organism in Eukaryota, Metazoa, Chordata, Actinopteri, Moronidae. The coding region runs from base 316 to 2175 and encodes 619 amino acids. Gene Ontology annotation, molecular function: non-membrane spanning protein tyrosine kinase activity; ATP binding; signaling receptor binding. The record is from RefSeq and is a predicted model, not a curated record. The transcript has 14 exons. Gene Ontology annotation, cellular component: extrinsic component of cytoplasmic side of plasma membrane; cytoplasm.
GUGUUUCACCAGUUCACUGUGUGUCAGCUCACAGACUGGUAGUCCGCUCCAGCUGGGAUCAAUUGUGAGUGAUUGACUGUUUUCAAGUAGUUUUGACAGCACAUUUGUUUUGUUUAUCAGGAAGUGGCUGAAUUUAGGAUGACCUGUUCAUAUGUCACCCAAACUCCUGGCAGCUGAUAUGCUGACGGACUAGAACAGACCUUGAGGAGGAUAAGCACUCUGGAACCACUUCACCACAGUGAACAGUUUGUUGCAUCCUGGUGGCUGAACUUUGUGAGGGGACUUCCUUAAGGGAGCCACCACCCAGAAGCCAACAUGGCUGACACAGUGAAUACAUUGCCAUUCUUCUAUGGCAACAUCACCAGGGAAGAGGCAGAGGACUACCUGCGGCAGGUGGGCAUGAGCAACGGCUUGUACCUGCUACGGCAAAGCCGAAACUACCUCGGGGGCUUUGCUCUUUCCGUGUCAUAUUCAGGCCGUUGCUACCACUACACCAUUGAAAGAGAACCCAAUGAAUCAUAUGCUAUUGCUGGUGGUAAGAGCCACAGGAACCCUGUGGAUGUCAUUGAUUACCACUCCCAAGAGAUGGAUGGCCUUGUAUGUCUGCUAAAGAAGCCCUGCAACAGGCCCAAGAACAUGCAGCCAAAGGUGGGGCCGUUUGAGGACCUGAAGGAAAAACUGAUCCGAGAGUAUGUAAAGCAGACCUGGAACCUGCAGGGAGCAGCUCUGGAGCAGGCCAUCAUCAGCCAGAGGCCUCAGCUGGAGAAGCUCAUUGCCACCACCGCACAUGAAAAAAUGCCCUGGUUCCAUGGAACAAUAACACGAGAAGACUCUGAAACCAGGCUUCAAAAUGGUGCCCGUACAAAUGGAAAAUUCCUGAUCCGGCAGAGAGAUAUGAAUGGAUCCUAUGCUCUGUGUUUACUACAUGAAGGCCAAGUCAUGCAUUAUCGCAUCGACAGGGACAGGACCUGCAAGCUCUCUAUCCCAGAUGGCAAAAAGUUUGACACCCUGUGGCAGCUGGUGGAGCACUACUCAUAUAAACCAGACGGCCUGCUGCGAGUGCUAACAGAUCCCUGUCCAAGACCUGAUGGAGUCAUUGGGCAAAUAGGAAGGCCACCACUGCCGCGGGACCACCCCGGAUUAAGUUCUGCCCUUCAAAAUGCGGCAGGUGGACUUCUCUUCAAAAUCAUGUCUGGCAUCAAAAAGCCCCACGUACAGCAACCCAACAUCGCAGAAAAUCUCAAUCCUUAUGAAACCAGAGUGCCCAAUAAUCUAGUAGGUGGCAAAGAGGCCAUGCCAAUGGACACAGAGGUAUAUGAGAGUCCGUACGCAGACCCAGAUGAACUGAGGAGUUCCACAGUGGAUCGCAAGCAGCUCUUCUUGGAGGAUGGAGAACUGGGCUCUGGCAACUUUGGCACAGUCAUGAAGGGCAUCUACAAGAUGAGGAAGACAGAGAAGCCAGUUGCAGUCAAAAUCCUGAAGAAUGACGAUAACAACCCAUCAGUGCGUGAGGAAAUGCUGCGAGAAGCCAAUGUCAUGCAGCAGCUGGACAAUCCUUACAUUGUCCGGAUGAUUGGGAUCUGUGAGGCAGAGAACCUCAUGCUGGUCAUGGAGCUGGCCGAGCUGGGACCACUCAACAAGUUCCUGCAGAAGAACAAGCAAACAGGCAUAAAGAACAUCACAGAGCUGGUCCACCAGGUGUCCAUGGGGAUGAAGUACCUGGAGGAGCAUAACUUUGUCCACAGGGACCUCGCUGCCAGGAAUGUGCUGCUGGUCACGCAGCACUAUGCCAAGAUCAGCGACUUCGGACUCUCCAAAGCUGUUGCUGAGGAGCAAAACUACUACAAGGCCAAGGGUCAUGGGAAGUGGCCAGUGAAAUGGUACGCUCCUGAGUGUAUAAACUACUUCAAAUUCUCAUCCAAAAGUGAUGUGUGGAGCUUUGGGGUACUCAUGUGGGAGGCCUUCUCCUUUGGCCAGAAACCAUACAAGGGAAUGAAAGGAAAUGAUGUCAUGCAGAUGAUUGAAGGUGGAAGACGUAUGGAUGCCCCAUUGAACUGUCCAGAAGAGAUGUAUGACCUCAUGAGGACCUGCUGGACAUACAAGGCAGAUGAAAGGCCUGGAUUUAAGGUUGUUGAGCCAAGACUACGAGAGUAUUAUUACGACAUUGCACAGUAAUUCCUCACAUGGAUGUUUUGAGUCUAUGCAAACUAUAGAAAAACUGCAUCUUAUCCUGUAUGAAUGACUGGAGAUGGUUAUGCUGUUGUAAAUUACUGAGUUCAACUCGAGGAUUUAUGUUAAUUUUUAAACAUUGACCAUAAUUAUGCAAAUGUAAUUUUAAAUUACUUAUCUUGUUCCUUCCUGAAUGUAAACAAUAUGAACAUUGUAAUAAACAGAUUCAAGUCCAGCUUAUUCUAUUACAGACAUGUUACAGAUACAUUCAUUUGUUAGAUGUGUUUCAUACUGUAAGUGCAUUAUAUGUAUUCUGGCUUUACCCUUUGCUGUGUCAUAAUAGUUAAAGCAAAAAUCCUUGAAUGAAGAUCUGAUUUCAGUGUAAUGGAGAGAUAGGACUGUCUUCAGUCUCUGUAAUCACAUAUAAAUAAAUUGCCAUCAGUGUCCUGAUAUUUGAAA